This is a messenger RNA of Gloeophyllum trabeum ATCC 11539, 1112 nucleotides long. RefSeq lists its product as uncharacterized. Lineage: Eukaryota; Fungi; Basidiomycota; Agaricomycetes; Gloeophyllales; Gloeophyllaceae. Bases 10 to 1014 code for a protein of 334 amino acids. The record is from RefSeq and is a predicted model, not a curated record. The transcript has 3 exons.
CCGACCACCAUGUUCGUGCUCGCCUGGCUCGCGCUCUUCCUCGCCGCGUGCGUCAACGGGCAGUAUUUUUCUGAAGGAUGGGCGCCCGGCCAGCCUGUCCCCUCUGCCGAGCCCGAGCCUGUCUUGCAGAGCUCGGGGUAUGUCUCGCAAAAGCCUCGGGAACAAGCUCAAGGACCAGGUCAAGGCAUCCUCGGUUCCCUAACAGGUUUGCUCGAGAAGGCAGGAAUCAACGUCACCGACAAACUCACAGCAGCAUCGGGUCCCCUGUGGGACCCCCGCAUCCCGCUGAUUACGGACAACAAUUACGAGGAGCUGGUGGUUCAAGAGGAAAUGAGCGAGGAGGAAGCGGCGGAGAGGGUCUGGUUUAUUGUCAUCUCGGUCACCUCCGGUCAGUCCGAGGGGCUCUCCAAAUACGCUGACGAAGCCUUCGACACCGCCUUCAACGAAACGCUCAUUGCUGGCGACCUCCCACACGUUCGGUGGGGCCGCAUCGACUACCUGAACGUCACCGGCAUCACAACCCGUUGGAACGUCUGGACCGCCCCUCUCUUCGUCAUCCUCUCCGACCGCGGGUACACCCUCCGCUUCUACAGCCCGCGCACCCUCCGCCCGCACGCGCCCACGCUGCGCACGUACCUCCUCACGCAUGCGUACCUGUCCACGCCUCCCUGGUCCUCGCCCUUCGCCCCGGGCGGGCCGCGCGCGUGGGUGCUCGACUGGAUCGCGCGGGUACUGACGGUCGUGUACGCGUACCUGGUGCGCGUCCCCCGCUGGCUGAUGAUGCUCGGAACGGGCAUCAGUGGGAGUUUGAUUUUGCAGCUGUUUCAUCGCGGGCAGGGACAAGGGCAAGGGGAGAGAAGGACGCCAUCGCAGGCGCAGAGAAGGGCGGUUGAGGAGAAGUCAAAGGAGGGCGAGUCGAAAGCGGAGGCGCAGGCAGUUUCGACAAGCGCCGCUCCGCAGUCUCCUGUCACACCGGGCAAAAAGGGGAAGGCACGCAAGGCAGGGAAGAACUAAUGUUCAUGAUUAUUAAAUUUUGUAGACGAAUCUCAUAUUGAUGAAGUAUCGCCCUCAUGCUCGUUCAUGUGAGACACAUUGAUACGAGCCUCGAUAUC